Messenger RNA from Pipistrellus nathusii (Nathusius's pipistrelle), 1119 nucleotides. Lineage: Eukaryota; Metazoa; Chordata; Mammalia; Chiroptera; Vespertilionidae. The record is from the annotation of a GenBank genome assembly.
AUGGCCCCCGCUCCGCCCCCCGCCGCCUCCUUCUCGCCCGCCGAGGUCCAGCAGCGCCUGGCGGCCGGCGCCUGCUGGGUCCGCUGCGGGGCUCGCCUCUACGACCUCACUGGCUUCCUGCGGCAGCACCCGGGGGGCGAGCAGCUGCUGCGGGCGCGGGCCGGCCAGGACGUGCGCGGCGACCUGGACGGGCCCCCGCACCGGCACUCGGCCAACGCGCGCCGCUGGCUGGAGCAGUACUACGUGGGCGAGCUGCAAGGAGACCCUCAGGGUUCCACGGAGAACGGGGCUGCGGCCUCUGCGGACUCCCAGAAGACAGACCCGGCGAUGGAGCCGAAGCUCAAAGCGGUAGACUGGGACAAGGACCUGGUAGACUGGCGGAAGCCCCUCCUGUGGCAGGUAGGCCACUUGGGGGAGAAGUACGAUGAGUGGGUCCACCAGCCAGUGACCAGGCCCAUCCGCCUCUUCCACUCAGACUUCAUAGAGGCCCUCACCAAGACUGUCUGGUACAGCGUCCCCAUCAUCUGGAUGCCCCUCAUGCUGUACAUCAGUUGGUGCCACUAUCGAACCUUCGCCCAGGGCGAUGUCCGGCUCUUCGCUUCCUUCACCACAGAGUACUCGGUCGCCAUGCCCAAGUCCGCGUUCCCGGGCCUCUUCGUGCUGGGGGUGCUCCUCUGGAGCCUGAUCGAGUACCUCCUCCACCGCUUCCUGUUCCACAUGAAGCCCCCCAGCAACAGCUAUUACCUCAUCACGCUGCACUUCGUCCUGCACGGCCAGCACCACAAGGCACCCUUCGAUGAGUCCCGCCUGGUCUUCCCCCCUGCGCCAGCUUCGCUGGUGAUCGCCCUCUUCUACACAGCCCUACAGCUCCUCCUGCCCGAGGCGGUGGGGGGCACGGUGUUUGCGGGCGGCCUCCUGGGCUACGUGCUCUACGACAUGACCCACUACUACCUGCACUUCGGCUCGCCGCACAAGGGCUCCUACCUGUACAGCAUGAAGGCCCACCACGUCAAGCACCACUUCGCACACCAGAAGUCAGGAUUUGGCAUCAGCACUAAGUUGUGGGAUCACAUUUUCCACACCCUUAUGCCAGAAGAGCCCCACCUGAAGAUCCAGUGA